Molecule: messenger RNA, 3703 nt
Organism: Lacerta agilis (Sand lizard)
Lineage: Eukaryota; Metazoa; Chordata; Lepidosauria; Squamata; Lacertidae
Gene: TRIM28
Product: tripartite motif containing 28
Exons: 18
Coding region: 30-2636 (868 amino acids)
Molecular function (GO): transcription corepressor activity; protein binding; zinc ion binding
Source: RefSeq, a predicted model, not a curated record
CUCCUCCUCCUCUCGGUGGUGUGGUGGCAAUGUCUGCUCCUGCGACGGCCCCUGCUCCUGCGGAAGCUGCUGGCGGAGGCGGCGCCGGCGCCGCUGGGGACAAGCAGCGCUCUUCCGCCGCCUCCGCCCCGCUCAACGUGGAAGGCAUCGACCUGCUGGAGAAAUGCGGCGUGUGCCGGGAGAGGCUGCGCUCCGAGCGGGACCCGCGACUCCUGCCUUGCCUCCACACCGUCUGCAAGGAGUGCAUGAAGGUCGAGCCCGCCGCCGCCGUCGCCGCUGCAGCAGCAGCAGCCGGCGGCGGCAACAACAAGGAUGGCCAAGUGGUUGACUGCCCGGUGUGCAAGCACCAGUGUUACCUAAAAGACAUAGUAGAGAACUACUUCCUGCGGGAUGGCGCAACAGAGUCUUUUGGGGAUGCCAGAGAAGCUAACCAGUGCUGCACCAGCUGUGAAGACAAUGCCCCGGCCACCAGCUACUGUGUGGAGUGCCAAGAGCCCCUGUGCGAGACUUGUGUGGAGGCUCACCAGAGAGUGAAGUACACUAAGGAACACACUGUCCGGUCCACAGGCUCCUCCAAAUCCCAGGAGAGAGAGAAGACAGUGUACUGCUCCGUCCACAAGCAUGAGCCACUGGUGCUGUUCUGCGACACUUGCGACACCCUCACCUGCCGGGACUGCCAGCUGAAUGUGCACAAGGAUCACCAGUACCAGUUCUUGGAGGAUGCAGUCAAGAACCAACGCAAGAUGCUGGCCUCGUUGGUAAAGCGCCUGGGAGAUAAGCAUGCCAACCUUCAGAAGUCAACCAAGGAAGUGCGAACCUCGAUCCGGCAGGUGGCAGAUGUGCAGAAGCGAGUGCAGGUGGAUGUGAAGAUGGCCAUCCUGCAAAUCAUGAAGGAGCUCAAUAAGCGGGGCAAGGUGCUGGUUAAUGAUGCGCAGAAAGUUACCGAAGGGCAGCAGGAGAAACUGGAGAGACAACACUGGGCCAUGACAAAGCUCCAGCGCCACCAGGAGCAUAUCCUACGCUUUGCCAAUUGGGCCCUGGAAAGCGACAACAACACUGCCUUGCUGCUUUCGAAGAAGCUGAUUUACUUCCAGCUGCACAGGGCUCUCAAAAUGAUCGUUGAUCCCGUGGAGCCCCAUGGAGACAUGAAAUUCCAGUGGGACUUAAAUGCUUGGACCAAGAGCGCAGAGACAUUUGGUCAGAUAGUCUCGGAGCGGAGUGGCUUGCUGGCAGCCCCUAAUGCCCAGACUCCCCAACAGCGGGCCAAUGCUACCUCUGCUGCAUCUGGAGGAGUGGCGGUCAGGCAGGGCUCUGUUCCUCCUUCUCAGGGUGUCCAGCAGAUGUCUCUGCAGACAAGCAUAUUGAAUAAGGGAGCUCUGCUUCAGCCUGUGCUGCCUUCCAACAGCCAGCGGCAGGCAAUCCCCGACUGCUAUAUCAAUGAUGCUAGUGCCUCUUCUGCUGGACAGCCAAUGGACAUGGGUGACGGCUUUGGCGUAGAAGGAUCAUACUCUGGUGAAGCCAAUGUUUCUGGAAUGAAGAGGUCCCGCGGCCAAGAUGGAGAGAGUGGCACCGUGCGCAAGGUGCCCCGUGUCAGUCUGGAGCGGCUGGAUGUGGACCUGACAUCGGACAACCAGCCACCUGUCUUCAAGGUGUUUCCUGGCUCUUCCACUGAAGACUUCAAUCUCAUUGUGAUCGAACGUGGGGUGCAGCAAGCUGCAGCUGCGGCAGCUGCGGCCGCCCAUUUAGCAGGGCUGCCGGCAGCAGUGAAGGAGGAGCAGAUGGAGGCAGCUAUUGACCAUCCAGCUUCUGCUGACACUAAAGACACUAAGCCAGUGGUGCUGCCCCAGGAUGCUUUGCUUCCAGAAGGCUCCUCAGCGCCCCGGCUCAUCUCCCCCAGUGGCAGCACCAGCUCUGCUAUGGAAAUGCAGUCUGUUCACAGCCAUGAUGGCACUGCCAACGGGGACGAAGCUGCUUCCUGCAGAGUCUGCCUGAAAGCUGGUGCUGUAGUCAUGUGUGAUGGCUGCAAGAAGUGCUACCACCUGGAUUGUCACCUGCCUGCUCUCCAGGAAAUCCCCAGCCAGGAAUGGAAGUGUCUGUUGUGUGAGCAGCCAGCGAGAGCCAUUGAAGAGGAUGGGACCGACUUGACUCCAGUCUCCAUAGAUGGGGAGGUGAAGAUACUGUCAGCUGCUGACCAGCAGAGAUGUGAGCAGGUUCUCCUUGAGUUACUGUGUUAUGAACCAUGCAGGCCUCUCCACCGACUCUCCAAUACCAUAGAGGGGCAGAACACCAUUGACUUGACCUUGAUCAGAGCCAAGCUGCAGCGGAAGCUCUCGCCACCCUAUGGCUCUCCUGAUGAGUUUGCAGAUGAUGUCUGGAAGAUGUUCAGACAGUUUAAUAAGCUGACAGAGGACAAGGAGGAUGUCCAGUCCAUCAUUGGGCUGCAGCGCUUCUUUGAGGCCAAGCUGAGCUCUGCCUUUGGCGACCGGAAGUUCUCUGCGCUCCGCGACCCCAUCAAUGUGGAUGAGUCGCAGGAAAGUGGCACUCUUCCUUUCCGUGGCUCCCCAGCCACUGACCUCGGUGUGGCCACCUCUUCUAAGCCUGAUGGGAGCGGUGAGGACGAGGGAAUGGCCACCUAAAAAGAAGUGAAGAAGCUGUUCCUAUCAGAUGGACCAGCAUUCCAUGGAGGAGGGGAAAUGUUGGGGGGGGGAGGCACCCUCUUGAAGCUGCCUUCAUUUUGUCUCUGCCCUCCACUCUUCUGGUCUUUCUUGGGCAGCCCUUUGUUCCCUUCUGCACCUCUCUGCCUUUUUUUUUGAGAGUUAUUGUAGAACUCGACUGCUUAGAUAAUGGUUAUAAAUAGUCUGACCUGUUCUCUCUCUUUCUCUCUUUUUUUUUGCUUGGAAAAUUUUAUGCCCUUGUUCUGACAGAUACACUUUGUGUUUUUGUUUUUGUAUUGGAAUGAAAUGAAAUGAAAUGGAAAUUGAUUUGGGGCAAUCCAGAACCCUAUAACUUGCUCUCCUCUUGUAUUCCUUUCUUGCUCCAAGUGGGAACAAAGUUGUAGUUCCCUUUUUAUUUUUUAAUUCUCCAACUCGCACCCCACCUCCACACACCAGGGGAGGGAGGUUGUUGUGGCCCAGAAACAAGUUGGAUCUUCUAACAGAAAAUCUCUGCCCCUUAUAAGAUACUUGGCUGCCCUUGUGGGGUGCCCAGUAGGCCCCCAACUGCAGUGAGAGUUGAGGGCGCAGACUCUCCUCUUCCUUGUCUGCUUUUUAAGUCUAUGCAUUUUUGAACAUGGUGUUUUUUCUCAAUUUAUAUGCGGUCCUAGUGAAAAUCAGCCUGGACAUCUAAAAGAAGCAACUGUUGUUGGGCCUUCAUGACAGCUGUUUUCUGAGGUGGUGGUGAUUUGAUUAUAUAUUUUUUUAUUCCUGUGUCCAAAUAGGGGUCCUUGCUUUUUCUGUUCAGUUUGUUGAAGAGGAGAGAUGUCUGUUUUCAUAAGUCAAGGUAGUUGUAGGUUUUUAAAUCCAGUUGUCCUCUCCGUGUAGCCGUACUUUUUGGCUGUACGUAUCUUCAAAAGCUUUCUGUCCCAGUAGUUUAUCCUCACUAUCCCAAGAGCCAUUCUCAUUAAAUUGUGCUUUUUUUUUUUUUGCUUAUGUAUAUUUUAGACUUUGCUUCUUUCAUGUUCGAGAAAAAUAAAAGAUGUUUGCAA